AAUUAUCUAUCUAUAUUUUCUGUGCUUCUUAUAUGUUUUAGAUUUUAUUUCUAAAAGCUGUUUCAUAUCCCACAAUAAGUUGCAUGGAUAAAUCGUGGAUCGACAAUGAGGCUAGGGAGACAAAGGCCUAUAUACAAGGGGUGAACAGUUUUCUAGCUUUUGCAUUUAGAAAUUCCGCAGUUGGGUGCAAGAUAUUAUGUCCAUGUAGGAAGUGUGUUAAUUCCUUUUGGAGAGAUGCUAGUGAUGUGCGAGAACACUUGAUAUGUGAUGGAUUUCUAAAAGGAUACAGAACAUGGACUUUACAUGGAGAAGCUAGCUCCUCUUUUACGAACCAUGGUAGUUAUGAUGUUCCUGAUUUCAUUGAGCAGCCUAGUGAAGAUGAUGAGAUAUCAGACUUGCUUAGGGACUUAGCUUGUGGUUUAGAUGACAGAGGUGAUAUGGAAGAUGACAGAUCUUUUGAGCCACCUAAUAAAGAUGAAACAACUAUUCAUAAGCUAGCAGCGGAUAAUAGUAAAGAAUUGUACCCAGGUUCCAAGUACUCAAAGCUACGUUUUCUAGUUCGGUUACUUCACAUCAAACUUCUUGGAGGUUGGAUCGAUAGAAGUUUUAACUUGCUGGUAGAUUUACUUGCUGAUGCCCUACCUACAGGUUCAGAACUUCCUAAAAACUUUCAUGAAGCUAAGAAAUUGGUGAAAUCUGUUGGAAUUGGGUACAAUACUAUUCAUGCAUGUGAAAACAAUUGCCUUCUCUUUUGGAAGGAGAAUGAAAAACUGAAUUCAUGUCCAAAAUGUGGUGUCUCACGUUGGAAAUCAGAAAAGAAGAGUCUAGAUGGAAAACGUGAGUACAAGGUUCCUAGAAAAGUUCUUCGCUAUUUUCCUAUUAAGAAAAGACUCCAAAGAUUGUUUGUAUCCUCUAGAACUGCAAGUCUCACUAGGUGGCAUGCUGAACGACGAAUAAAAGAUGGUUUGCUUAGACAUCCUGCCGAUUCCAUUUUGUGGAAGGAUUUUGAUCAGAAGUAUCCAGAAUUCGCCGCUGAUAGUCGUAAUAUCCGUCUAUCAUUUGCUACUGAUGGGUUCAAUCCAUAUAGGACUAUGAAUGUUAGUUACAGUAUUUGGCCUGGCAUUUUGAUUCCAUUCAACUUUCCACCUUCAAUGUGCAUGAAGGAUUCAAAUUUCAUCUUGUCUGUGUUAAUUCCUGGUCGAUCCUCUGUUGGCAAUGAUAUGGAUGUCUAUUUUCAGCCACUUGUUUAUGAUCUACUAGAUAUGUUUGUUAAUGGCGUGAGAACCUAUGACGCUUCAAAGGGUGAAUACUUUCAAUUGCGUGCUGCAAUAAUUUGGACCAUCACUGAUUACCCGGGUCUAGGCAGCGUGUCUGGGUUUGUUACAUCUGCAAGCAUGCUCUUUACCUCUCCACCAUUGGGGUUCGAAAUAAACGUGAGAUCACCUGCAUGCAUCAUAAAACCUUUCAUGAGUGGUUUAGAUUGCAUGUUGAGGAAAUGUGUGAGGAAGCUCCAGAGGAGAUCAAAAUUUUAG
This is a messenger RNA of Zea mays, 1532 nucleotides long. RefSeq lists its product as uncharacterized. The transcript is spliced from 4 exons. The coding region runs from base 84 to 1532 and encodes 482 amino acids. NCBI's taxonomy places the organism in Eukaryota, Viridiplantae, Streptophyta, Magnoliopsida, Poales, Poaceae. The record is from RefSeq and is a predicted model, not a curated record.